Messenger RNA from Falco peregrinus (peregrine falcon), 1488 nucleotides. RefSeq names its product ISY1 splicing factor homolog (gene ISY1). NCBI's taxonomy places the organism in Eukaryota, Metazoa, Chordata, Aves, Falconiformes, Falconidae. Bases 111 to 953 code for a protein of 280 amino acids. Gene Ontology annotation, cellular component: post-mRNA release spliceosomal complex; Prp19 complex; post-spliceosomal complex. The transcript is spliced from 12 exons. Gene Ontology annotation, biological process: generation of catalytic spliceosome for second transesterification step; mRNA 3'-splice site recognition. The record is from RefSeq and is a predicted model, not a curated record.
GCCGGCGGGGCCGGCCCUGCCCUGCGCGGGCCGCGCGUGCGCACCCGAGGCCGCUUCCGGUUCCGGCGGGCGGCGCGUCUUCUUCCGGGGUACCCCGGCGCGGCGGCACCAUGGCCCGGAACGCGGAGAAGGCGAUGACGGCCUUGGCAAGAUUCCGGCAAGCUCAGCUUGAGGAAGGGAAAGUUAAGGAGCGAAGACCUUUCCUUGCAUCAGAGUGUAAUGAAUUGCCUAAAGCUGAGAAAUGGAGGCGACAGAUCAUUGGGGAAAUUUCCAAGAAAGUGGCGCAGAUUCAAAAUGCUGGAUUAGGUGAAUUCAGAAUUCGGGACCUGAAUGAUGAGAUAAACAAACUUCUGAGGGAGAAAGGACACUGGGAAUUCAGAAUAAAGGAGCUUGGAGGUCCUGAUUAUGCUCGGAUUGGACCGAAAAUGUUAGAUCACGAAGGGAAAGAAGUUCCAGGAAACCGAGGUUACAAGUAUUUUGGAGCUGCAAAGGAUUUACCAGGAGUUAGAGAGCUUUUUGAAAAGGAACCCCUCCCACCACCUCGGAAAACGCGAGCUGAGCUUAUGAAAGCCAUUGAUGCAGAAUACUAUGGCUACAGGGAUGAAGAUGAUGGUAUUCUGGAGCCGCUGGAACAAGAACAUGAAAAGAAAGUUAUAGCAGAAGCAGUGGAAAAAUGGAAAAUGGAGAGAGAAGCACGACUUGCAAGAGGGGAGGAGGAGGAGGAGGAAGUAAAUAUCUAUGCUGUCAAUGAUGAUGAGUCUGAUGAGGAAGGUGGCAAGGAAAAAGAAGGUGAAGAAGGCCAACAGAAAUUUAUUGCACAUGUUCCAGUGCCAUCUCAACAGGAGAUUGAGGAAGCUCUUGUACGGAGAAAGAAGAUGGAGCUUCUUCAGAAGUAUGCCAGUGAAACCCUCAUGGCACAGAGCGAAGAAGCAAAAACACUUUUAGGAUUGUAGCAUUGCACCAGAUGACUUGGCUCUUCAGUGCUGAAAAAGACCAGACCUAGGUUAGCUUGUCUGCAUCUUCAGCAACUGUCCUCGGUCCUUCCACGGUGAAACGGUCUGUGCAGUGGUGCCUCUCACCCGACAGAGCCCCAAACCAGUGACUCCUUAAAUCCUGAAGGAAAGCUGAAUGGUGUUACUGCCUUUCUGUCCGCUGUAUCCUGGCUGUAAGUGUACACAUCUUUCUCCUGUUAAUACAUGCUGAGCCGAGUCCAGAAGUAACUUAAUUUGUUACUCCUGGUUCACUUACCAGGAUAGCCUAGAAGCUGUUCACAGGUACCCUGAUGGCAAAUCUUACCAGUGACUUUGAAGUUGAUGUGGUUCUUCAUAUAAACACAUGCAGUAUGUCUAAAAGCUGUUACCCUUUUUGUGGUUUGUAACCGUGCCUGGGUGAAUUGUUUAAAUGCUGGAUAUUUCAGCUAUUGUAAAUACUUCCAACUUUGCAAUACCUUGCUCAAAAAUUUUUACUAAAAGCUUACUUGCAACCUGA